This is a messenger RNA of Westerdykella ornata, 1046 nucleotides long. RefSeq lists its product as uncharacterized. The transcript is spliced from 2 exons. NCBI's taxonomy places the organism in Eukaryota, Fungi, Ascomycota, Dothideomycetes, Pleosporales, Sporormiaceae. Bases 216 to 1022 code for a protein of 268 amino acids. The record is from RefSeq and is a predicted model, not a curated record.
CAAAGAGUUCUGACGAAAUGGAUAGCAGCCUUAGUAUAUAUAUAAGAUGCAUCAGCUUGAACCUUCGAGGUUAGCGCCAACCUUAAUUUCACAUCACCUCUCUCGUACUCACACAACACUUUAUACUCCUACAUUGCAACGUCAAUCUCUCUUCAACUGAAGUCCGUACGACAACAUUUACAGCAAUUAUAGCGACAACAACCGUGAGUCGCACAAUGGCAGAGCAGCGACAACCACAACAACUUAUCGAUCUCACCAGUCUGUCAAGCCAGUUCCGCAGCGCCGUCCAAGGCCUCAGUCACGAAUGGGGCUUCGUCGUCGUGCGCACCGCUUAUACCGCCGACAAUGACGAGGCAAAGUGGGCGGCCGUCUUAUCGAAACUGCGUGCCUAUGCUGCUCCCGACUCCUCUCCCGCCGAAAUGGACCCCGAUAGCUUUGCGCUGCCCGUCAUAGCCGACGGCAUCCUCCUGCGCGGCGCCGACUUCGCCUCAGUUCGCAAGGCCUUCAACGGAUGGGUUGACGAUUUCACAAACCGCGAGAGGUCUUCGCGUGCACGUGACGACGACAAGGAGAAGGACGAUGAGGAGUGGCCGUCGGACGUCCGCCGCGACUGUUGCAUAAUCAUCGACGAGCCUGCGCUGGCUUCACUGCUCAAGGCGCCAGACUUUGUUCCUGGCAAGAUUCCGGAGCUCGAUCAGGAGCCGUGGGUCGUCGUCCUCGACGCUGCGGACCCGAAGAACGCACCUUACCGUGGCGGAGGGCCGUACUUGGGCUUCACGAGAGCGCAUGCGCGUGUCUUGAGCCAGCUGUAUGAUGACCUCGGCUCGCGGUCUUUGGCGAGCCUGACUCCUGUGAGAGAGUACGAUGGCCAGAUCCCGCUUUAUGACGGUUCUUCCCGGGGAAAGCUUGUCGACCCGGAGGGUGGGGUGCAUGGUCGAUACAAGUUUCCCCGGGGCACGCCUAGAGGAGCAGAAGGCGCGCGGGCUAUGUUGGAAGAGAUUGAGCGGGCUGUGGGCAGUUGACGAACGUUGAUCCUUCGGGUGUGU